This is a messenger RNA of Staurois parvus, 527 nucleotides long. Lineage: Eukaryota; Metazoa; Chordata; Amphibia; Anura; Ranidae. The record is from the annotation of a GenBank genome assembly.
GCUCGGCUCUUCUGUGCUCCUCAGUCCUACCUGUUCCUUGGUGGUCCUCACCUUCUUCUUUCCCCGGCGCCGGCAUCUUUAGUGUCAGCAGUGUUUGGUCAUCUCCUGUACUAUGUCCGCAGUCUCUGGCCAUCUCCUGUACUGUGUCCGCAGUCUCUGGGCAUCCCCUGUACUGUGUCCACAGUCUCUGUUCAUCCCCUGUACUGUGUCCGCAGUCUCUGGUCAUCUCCUGUACUAUGUCCGCAGUCUCUGGUCAUCUCCUGUAGUAUGUCCGCAGUCUCUGGUCAUCUCCUGUAGUAUGUCCGCAGUCUCUAGUCAUCUCCUGUACUAAGUCUGCAGUCUUUGGUCAUCUCCUGUACUAUGUCUGCAGUCUCUGGUCAUCUCCUGUAGAAUGUCUGCAGUCUCUGGUCAUCUCCUGUACUAUGUCUGCAGUCUCUGGUCAUAUCCUGUACUAUGUCUGCAGUCUCUGGCCAUCUCCUGUAGUAUGUUCACGGUCUCUGGUCAACUCCUGCACUAUGUCUGCAGUC